AUGCAGUCGACCAAGAACGGCGACUUGAUGGUUUUGAUGUUCUGGAGCUCGAACAUGGCGGGGACAACUCCGCCCUGGUGGAACUUGCCCAUAAAGACGAGCAUUGCAGUGUUGAACGGGAUCCACAGAAUGUAUGGGAACUUGAACAGCUGUGCUUUGGAAAACUUGGCGCAACAUGCCCAGAGCGGCACCAUGGGCACGAGGAACCUCAAUUCCUGGUGGGGCACCAGGCUGUGUACCAGGACUCCUGACACCAUGGCGAUGAACGGCGUGGACUUGAUGUGUUCAGUAUUGAAAGGGAACGCUGUCAGGACAAGCGGGCCGAGAAUCAGCGGGUAA
This is a messenger RNA of Ogataea philodendri, 339 nucleotides long. RefSeq lists its product as uncharacterized. Bases 1 to 339 code for a protein of 112 amino acids. The record is from RefSeq and is a predicted model, not a curated record. NCBI's taxonomy places the organism in Eukaryota, Fungi, Ascomycota, Pichiomycetes, Pichiales, Pichiaceae. The transcript has 2 exons.